Vespa crabro (European hornet) is the source of this 4921-nucleotide messenger RNA. RefSeq names its product E3 ubiquitin-protein ligase RNF19A-like. NCBI's taxonomy places the organism in Eukaryota, Metazoa, Arthropoda, Insecta, Hymenoptera, Vespidae. The record is from RefSeq and is a predicted model, not a curated record. The transcript has 13 exons. Bases 246 to 2600 code for a protein of 784 amino acids. Gene Ontology annotation, molecular function: ubiquitin protein ligase activity; zinc ion binding; ubiquitin conjugating enzyme binding. Gene Ontology annotation, biological process: positive regulation of proteasomal ubiquitin-dependent protein catabolic process; ubiquitin-dependent protein catabolic process; protein polyubiquitination. Gene Ontology annotation, cellular component: ubiquitin ligase complex; cytoplasm.
CAAUGAUAAUACCAUAAUCGGAAUCCAGUCAGCUGUUAUGUCAAGUGAAUAUCCUUAACCAACAAAAUAAGUAAAAAUAAGUUAAUUAAUUGGCCUUAAUAAAGAUUUUCUUGAUAAUAUUGUGAUCUUCCAGUGUAUACACAUUAUCAUACGAACGUACAGAUAAAAGAGAUCCUCUUUAAAAUCUAGUUGACUGAAUUCAAGAAUGAUAUUGUAGCAGUAUUAUUACUCUAUAUACUUCCAAGAUGUUCAAAGAAAACGAUAAUGCUUCUGGGGGUUGUAAUGGUGCACCACCACGUGCUCGACGCUUUCCACGAUUUUCCUUAAGGAGAUUAUUAUAUUCGAGCCCUCUGAUUGGUCGAAGAAUAGUUCGUGCCCCUAGUUCAGGCAACAGAAACAAUACUAAAGCUAAAGAUCCAGCGAGCAGUAGAGUAUUUAUUGAAGCCAGAGUAAGUAAUGGUUCAAGCCAUUAUCAAUUUUACAACAUAGACCUACAACGUGCUUCCAGCAAAGGCUCUGUACUUUCUUCUGCCGGAAAGAGCAAUGAAAGCGGAUUAAUGGAAUGCCCGUUAUGCUUAGCCGAUCUACCGAUCGAAUUAUUUCCUGUAAUACAAUCAUGUCAUCAUCGUACCUGUUAUGAUUGCUUCCAACAAUAUCUUAAAAUUGAGAUUUCAGAGUCAAGGGUUAAUAUAGCUUGUCCCGUAUGUUCAGAACCACUUCAUCCAAAUGAUAUUCGAAUGAUCCUAAACGAUUCAGCUCAAUUAGAAAAAUAUGAGGACUUUAUGGUACGAAGAGUCCUCGCUGUUGAACCCGACGCAAGAUGGUGUCCUGCACCAGAUUGCAGUUUUGCUGUAAUUGCCAGUGGUUGUGCUUCAUGUCCAAAAUUACGAUGCGAACGACCUGGUUGCGAUUCAUACUUUUGUUAUCAUUGUAAAGCACGAUGGCAUCCUAAUCAAACGUGCGAUGCAGCUAGAGCACAGCGUUCACAAUAUUAUGAACGUAGCUCCUCGCUUAGUUUCAGUCAAAGUGAUUCACAACACAGAGAUGAUAUUAAACCAUGUCCAAGAUGUCAAGCUCUUAUCGUUAAAAUGGACGAUGGAAGUUGUAAUCAUAUGACAUGUGCCGUUUGCGGAGCCGAAUUUUGUUGGCUUUGUAUGAAAGAAAUCAGUGAUCUCCAUUAUCUAAGUCCUUCUGGCUGUACUUUUUGGGGUAAAAAGCCAUGGUCCAGAAAGAAGAAAAUUCUUUGGCAAUUAGGAACUCUUGUUGGUGCUCCUGUUGGAAUUGCUCUUGUCGCUGGUAUAGCGGUCCCUGCAAUGAUUAUCGGCAUUCCUGUAUGGGUAGGAAGAAAAUUAUACACAAGGUAUAAGAAAGCCAACAAGCACAAGAGAAAUGCUUUUAUUGCAGGUGGUGUUACUGCAUCGGUUUUAGUAUCGCCUGUAUUGGCAGGCUUAGCAGUUGGAAUUGGUGUACCCAUUCUUUUGUUCUACGUCUACGGCGUGGUUCCGGUUUCUUUAUGUCGUAGUGGUGGCUGUGGAGUAUCCACUAAUGGUACCGGCGUCCGAUUCGAUUUCGAUGAUGAAAACGAAUUGAUGGGUGCCUUGGGCGUUCGUAAUGCUGGUGACGCUGCCUCGAUAGACGUAGCCAGUCAUCGUGGUGGUAAUCCUUCUAUAGGAGAAGCAUCAUUAUCAUUGGGUAGCGGCAGCCAAUUGGAAAAAUUGGGCCGAGAAAAUGAUCGUGAGAGCGCGAGCAAUGUUGCUCUAGCUGGUACCAGUCUAGCAGGAAGUAUAGCUUCUAGCGUUCUUCCCGGUGGUCAGAGAUUGGAAGUCCAGGCAGAUGUAACUUCAACGCAAAGAUGUAGUUUAUGCAGCGAAACAGCAUCGGCUGCUACAAGCCUAUCCGAAAAGUCUGUAAAUGCUUCUAUAGCUCUCGACGAUGGAGCAGCAUCGACUAGAGCAUUAUCAGGUUCUGUUCUUAACUUCAAGAUGGACAGUAACUCGAUUAGCGGUGGUAGAAGUACUGAGGGAGAUCAUACAGGAAAUUCUAAUACCGGAGGUCAUAUGGACUCAGCUGGGCAAGCAACUUCUUUGAGUUCUUUAGAGGAGGUAGUACCGGGUUUAGCUAAACGUACGCGUCGCAAACCGCCAUUGGAUCGGCAGCACAGCGAUUCGAGCAAUUGGACCGUAUGUGGUGAAGAUGGUGGAUCUGAACGUGUACGGUUCGACGAUCACGUUAGUUUUAUUGAGGCGGAUAGAGACCAAACCAGUACUGGAGCACAGUGCAAUGCCAAUAAUAGGACUGGUGGUAGACGGAAACGAAAUAAAGAGGUAGAACAGGAUUUAGAAACUCAAAAGCUAUCAAAGAAUUCAAAUAAAGAAUUGAAUAAUGAUACUUCGAUCGAGGAUCAUCCAUCCAUAGAACGCAUUAACGUUGCUACAUUGAGAAAUGUUUUCUUUCAUAGUUCGACGGUAUCUACGGAUCGUGAAAAGAGAUUAUCGGUAAUAGAAGAACCGAUCCCCGUUGUAUUACAAAAUUCUGGAAGUAGUCAUGCAUUUGCUCCUUGCGACGAGGAACGUAUUAGGAACGAAAGUUCACAGUCUUAAAGAGAAUUAACAAAAAAAACAAAGAAAAAAAAAAAAAGAAAAAAGAAAGAAAGAAAGAAAGAAAAAUAAUGAUAAUAAAAAAAUAAAAAACAAGAAACGAAAUAAAAAUAAUACAAAACAAAGGAAAAAAAAAGAGAAAUAGAAAAAUUAACAAAAAAUGAAAAAAAAAGAAGGAAUAAAAAGGAAAAAAAAAAGAUAUAUUGAGAAAAAACGAAGACUGAGUACGAAUGUAGCAAUAUACAUACGUCUCUCGAAGUAUCUGGAUAUAUAUAUACAUAUAUACAUAUAUACAUAUAUAUAUAUAUAUAUAUAUAUAUAUAUAUAUAUAUUUAUAUAUUUAUAUAUAUAUAUAUAGGAUGCGUUUUACAUAUGCACCAAUUUAGUGCAUAAUGUAUGAUAAUAAUACGCAAAUUUAAUCACGUAAUUUGUACAGUCAUGUACACAAAACGUAUCACUAUAAUAAUACUAUACGCGUAAUGCAGGGAGCAGGAAAUGAGAAAGAAAGAAAGAAAGAAAGAGAAAGAAAGAAAAAAUUAAUAAUCGAUUUUUUGCAAUAAACAGUACCAUCUUCUCCCCCUCACCCCCUGUGCAGUUGUACACUAUCGUACCUGCAUGUGUUAUGUAUUUAUAUAUAUAUACGUCUGUGUAUAUACUUAUAAUUGCAAUCCAGAGUUUAGAAAUGAUGAAAGUCAUAAUCUCAUGUGGUAUUUUUAUUGUAUGCCCAUAUAUAUCCCGGAUCGAGUAUAAGUUUUAUACCUGAUAAAAAAAAAAACAAAAAAAAAAAAAGCAAAAAAAAAACAAAGAAAAAGAAAAACAAAAAAUUACGUAUUUCGUUACUCGACGAUUGAAUUGAUUAUAAGGUUUUAUUAUUUCGAUUUUGUUGUAGCUUUAUUCCUAAUUCACGAUUCAGAAUAAUUUCUCUUUUUGAUUAAGAAAAUAAGUAAGAUUAUGUAUGUAUAUACGAUCAUCUAAAAUGAGUUUUAUAUUAAAAAUAGGAUAAACUUUGCAUUUUAGAGCUAAACUUUUUUUUUUUUUCUUUUUUUUCCACAUAUACCAGAAGAUCUUUUUCGUUAACGAUCUGUUUAUUUUCUUCGCUCUUGUUUCUUUUUUCUUUUCUUUCUUGACUAUGACAUCACUUGGAUUUUAGUUUUGAUCAUUCCCAUUUUACAGAACCUUUUGUGAUCUGGUAAUGAUGAAAGUAACUCCAUAAUUUUUAAUCUUAAGGAGGUAUUGUAGAUAUGCCUUUAUACACACACACACACACACACACACACACACACAUCAUAUAUGCUAUUCUUUAAAGGUAUAUUUAUAUAUACAUAGAAUUAUAAAUUCUUUUAUUAGUAUUUUGCAUUUUCUUUUAUUAUAGCUUUAUCUUUUUCUUAUAUUAUACCAUCAAUGCGCAGUAUAAUCUCGUUUUGCUUUUUAAUAGGAUCAAUAUUUACGUUGAUAUUUCUUGCCUAUAAAUUUAUACUUUAAUUACAUAUAUAUAUAUAUAUAACAGCAGAGAGUGAUUUUAGAUAAAAGAACAGAGGUAUCGUGUAUAAGGGGUAGUGUCUAUUAAUACUGAAAUGAUAAGUAUUAUAUUAUAAAAAUGAAAGAUAUGCUUUAUAUAAUAUCAUUUGAUAAUUAUUCUCCGUAUAGAAACAUACAUUUCUGAAUGUAUUUACAAUAAUUUAAUAUUGAAUUUACUAAUAUUAUUUCUAUACCAUUUACAGAUUUUGGAAGUGCUGUGCCAUAACUUCAAACUUUUCUCUCGUUCGCACGUAUUUACUUUUCUUCUUUUCUUCUCUUUUGUUUUCUUUUAUAUAUAAAAAUUUGACUUUUCGCAAAUGUUUAAAAAUAGAGGAAAAAAAUAAAAAACGUUUAGAAUAUUAAAACGAAUGAAACUACCAGUUCGUUCUGAUAAAGAAAAUUUAAGUUACUAUAUACAUUAUGACUGAAAUAUCAAUUAAGUAUCACUAAAGUAUAACAUUCAAUUGUAUUAAUAAUACACUUUUCACAAUGGCCAUUUAAAAGAUUAAGAAUUUGCAUACCCUAAUAUCUGUAUUUCAUCAUUAACAUAUAGCAGGACACUUGUCUUUUAGUCUCAUAUAAAAUUAUCAUUCAUAGCAUGUAUAAUUCGAUAUUUGACACUCAUAUUUGUUAAAAAUAUUGAAAGAUAAUAAUGUAUGGACAAAAGUUAUAAGACCUGGAAGUUUUACAUAGUGCAAGCUCUAAUAUAAUAAGAUAAUAGAUAGCAAAAUAUGUGUAAAAUUAAAGGUAUACUGUGCAAUGUAAUUAAAGAAUAAUUUUAAAAUACAAUGAGUAAUCACAGUUUA